Molecule: messenger RNA, 2899 nt
Organism: Siniperca chuatsi (mandarin fish)
Lineage: Eukaryota; Metazoa; Chordata; Actinopteri; Centrarchiformes; Sinipercidae
Product: sodium-coupled neutral amino acid transporter 3-like
Exons: 16
Coding region: 791-2197 (468 amino acids)
Biological process (GO): L-glutamine transport; L-histidine transmembrane transport; glycine transport
Molecular function (GO): L-glutamine transmembrane transporter activity; glycine transmembrane transporter activity
Source: RefSeq, a predicted model, not a curated record
GAAUCAGCACACACUCUCAGCUGAAACUGCGUUCCCGUGUGGAAACAAUACACCAAAAUAACCAUGGGAAUGUGCGUAUCCUGGACCAUGAGUCGUUUCAACGGGCUCCGCUCAGCUGCAGGUCAGCUCGGACACUUCUGGGGAAGGCUGGUUUAUAUAUUUACCUUUGUGUAGAACGUUUCCACAUUGAUCUAAUGCAGCUUGCUUUUUCCAGUUUGCCUCUGAAGCAGAGAGACCAGCAGCCAGGCUCUUAUGCAACCCUGCGCUGAUCACUUCAGCACAUUUCCACUGUUACCACAGCUCAGAGGCAGGGAGUGGGGAGCGAGUUGAAACAUGGAAACACUUCAGUGUGCAGCCCGGUGAAUCCCCCACAGAACAACCCAUCGCCAGAGCCCCGGCAGAAAGUCACACUCAACUCGGUGUCUGUCUGUUUUUUUCUUUUGGAAAGGAAGAGGAGUGCCUCCACAUGUGACAUCACAAGAAACCUGAAACCGUCAUUUUCAGCUGCCUCCCUCCCUCCCUCACUGCCUGCUCCCACAUUUGCUGCCCUCUCCCCAACCUCUCCCCGAGACGCUCCGCGCUUCUCCGCUGGGCUCCAAAAGCAGGCCAGUGCGACCAUCCUGCUGCCCAGACUGCACCUCUGAUCCCGGCCUUCACCACACAGGUUCCCCCUCUGCUGCAGGGAGGCCGCCGGGCCUGCUGCUGCUGCAGAUCUUUCAAUACCUUUUCGUUCUUUCGAAAAUUUCCAUCAUUCUGAAGAAACAAGUCAUCCAAUGUUCCCGUCUUAAGUAUGGAACUCCUAUCGAAUGGUAGCCUCGACGCCGCUGCGCCUGCGGACGGAGGAGUCGCACCAGAGGAAGAAAAGUUCCUGCAGCACAAGAGUGAUGGAGCAAAGAGGCCUCAGUUCACCGAUUUUGAGGGUAAAACCUCCUUUGGGAUGUCUGUCUUCAACCUGAGCAACGCCAUCAUGGGCAGCGGCAUUCUGGGUCUGUCGUACGCCAUGUCGAACACCGGCAUCGUGCUUUUCCUGAUCCUGCUGACAUGCAUCGCCUGUCUGUCCUGUUAUUCCAUCCACCUGCUGCUAUGCAGUGCCGGAGUUGUGGGUAUUCGUGCCUAUGAGCAGCUCGGCCUGAGGGCUUUUGGUCAUCCGGGAAAGAUUCUAGCAGCCGUCAUCAUAACGCUACAUAACAUCGGAGCCAUGUCCAGCUACCUGUUCAUAGUCAAAUCUGAGUUACCUCUCGUCAUCCAGGCCUUCCUUGCCCAGACGUCCAGCUCUGACGACUGGUUCAUGAAUGGAAACUACCUCAUCAUCAUCGUCACGGUCUGCAUCAUCCUCCCGCUAACCCUGAUGAAACACCUGGGGUAUCUCGGUUAUACCAGCGGCUUCUCUCUCUCCUGCAUGGUCUUCUUCCUCUCUGCGGUCAUCUACAAGAGAUUCAACAUUGCGUGUCCUCUGGAAGUGUUUGGCAACUACUCUGCGAGCGCAGACGUCCCAGACGACACCUGCGCCACCAAAUUCUUCACCAUCAACCAAGAGACGGCGUACACCAUCCCCAUCCUGGCAUUUGCUUUUGUAUGUCACCCUGAAGUGCUUCCCAUCUACACUGAACUGAGCAACCCAACCAAGAGAAGAAUGCAGAAUAUUGGCAACGUGUCCAUCCUGGGCAUGUUCAUCAUGUACUUCUUCACCGCCAUAUUCGGCUAUCUGACCUUCUACGGUAACACUGAGGCAGAGCUGCUCCACACCUACAGUAAGGUGGACCCCCUGGACACUCUGAUCCUGUGUGUCCGGCUGGCUGUCCUGGUGGCCGUCACUCUGACUGUACCUGUGGUCUUGUUUCCUAUCCGGCGUGCCCUCCUGCAGCUGCUGUUUCCAGGGAAACCCUUCCACUGGCUCCGCCACAUCGCCAUCGCCGUGAGUCUGCUGUUUGCCGUCAACCUGCUGGUCAUCCUCGUUCCCAACAUCCGAGACAUCUUUGGCAUUACUGGGGCAACCACUGCUCCCACUCUGAUCUUCAUCCUCCCCGGACUGUUCUACAUCCGCAUCAUCCCCACAGACCGGGAGCCCGUGAAGUCCAGACCAAAGAUCCAGGCUGCGUGUUUCACAGCACUGGGUUUCAUAUUCAUGACCAUGAGCCUGACAUUCAUCGGACUGGACUGGAUGAGCGGAGAAAAGCGAAGUCACGGCGGCCAUUAAAGUGCACCCCCACCCCCCCGAUCCCUACAGCAGCAGCAGCCGCCCCCUGCUGCGCCCCUCCUCCGGUCUCUGGAUGGGAAGCAAGAUUCAACCUACUGCUGGAAGGCUCUGGGCUUUGGUGGGACUGUUUUUAUUCAUCAAGAAGACAAUCUGUUCCUCCAGAGUGAUGAGAGGAGCCCAGUUUUGUCCCGUCACCCACCCAGGUCGAUAUAUACCACCAGCAUCCAUCACAGGUGGCGUUCCUCUGCUCUACACGAAGAGCUGACGGACAUGUUGACCACGGAAGCCCCUCAGCCACUGCAAGCUCUUUGCCCUAACAGAGGCUAAGUGUGGUGUAUAACAACAGCAAUAUUAAAGGCCAACUGGACAAAAACAUCCGUUUAAUUAUCAGCAAAGUUAGAUGGAGAAAAUGUAUUUGGUAGGAUGACAUAAAACUAGCUAGCUAUUCAGAAAGCCCAUCACGGUGUUUAACACUGUGCUCCGAUUAUUUCUGCCCACGUGAGAGCCGUACAGCACGAGGGAACCGAACACAAGCGUUCGCAUAAUUCACUUUAAUUGUUGCUUUGAGAAUUGUAAUUCUGCACAACAGUUUUUGGCAAACUGGAAAUCACACGUUGGCUUCCAUUAGCCAAAGCCUCACAUGAAGUUUAUGCAACUGUGAACAGCAUAUGUGGAUAUUGUUUAAUAAAAAUUCACAAAAGA